Messenger RNA from Erinaceus europaeus (western European hedgehog), 1509 nucleotides. It is a transcript of the gene DNAJC24, whose product is annotated as DnaJ heat shock protein family (Hsp40) member C24. The record is from RefSeq and is a predicted model, not a curated record. NCBI's taxonomy places the organism in Eukaryota, Metazoa, Chordata, Mammalia, Eulipotyphla, Erinaceidae. The transcript is spliced from 6 exons. Gene Ontology annotation, molecular function: ATPase activator activity; ferrous iron binding. The coding region runs from base 399 to 887 and encodes 162 amino acids. Gene Ontology annotation, biological process: positive regulation of ATP-dependent activity.
GGCAAGCAGCGCAAGGCAGCAUGUGCCGUGGGCGACGCUCUAGGGUAGGGGUGCUAAGUGAGGCAGAGAGAAGCAACAGUGCUGAAGCCAGAACGAGAACGCAUUAGAAUGAUAAAAAGAUACUUUUCCCCCUCAGUUCCAGCACUUACAGCUUGGAAACGCCUUGGAAGCAACGGUUACCAUAGCAACUAAUAACGAAAGGGAGGAGCGUUGCUUCGGAUCUGCGUCACCGCUACUACUGCUCGACUAGAAACUUGUCCACGACAGUGUAACGACUUCCGGCGGAAGGAGAUACCGGUUCCUAGUUCUUACAGAUUUCGCAUAAUCUUCUCUCGGUGAGGUUUGACGUGCACAAACUGCAUACAAACCAAGAAGGUUUGUAUCUUGUUCAGAGCAUAAUGGCAUGUGAAGAGUUACCUAGAAAGGACUGGUACAGUAUUCUGGGGGCAGACCCAUCUGCAAGUAUAUCAGACCUGAAACAAAAGUAUCAAAAGCUCAUAUUAAUGUAUCAUCCAGAUAAACAAAGAACAGAUGUGCCAGCAGGAACAGUGGAGGAAUGUAUACAGAAGUUCAUUGAAAUUGAUCAGGCAUGGAAAAUUCUAGGGAAUGAAGAGACAAAAAAAGAGUAUGACCUGCAGCGGCAUGAAGAUGACCUAAGUAACAUGGGGCCAGUGGAUGCUCAAAUACAUCUUGAAGAAAUGUCUUGGAAUGAAGAGGGGGAAAGAAACAGAGACAGACACCAUAGAACUGCUUCACCAUUUAUAGAGUGUCUCCUGCUGCUGAUACCACUGUAUUGCCAUGAGGUACCAAUGGUUGAACCUGGAUCUUCAUGUUGGACUAAGUCAUGCAACUUACCCCACCAGCCACCUCAUCUCCCAGGGACCUAGUAGAGAAUCCUGGGAUUCCCACAUAGUCAUGAUGGGCCUAGACCUCCAACAGAUCCCUCUCUCCACUGUCAUUGGUCAUCUCCGUCAGGAACAACAUAAUGGGCCCCUUUAUGGGCCCCUACAGGACGUUGCCUUCAGUGUUGAUCAAGAAUGGUAAGGAAUGCCCCAUUCUCUGAAGGGAGGUUGGGCCAACAUACUCUACCACUCAAGGAAGAUGAGUCCAGCAAUGAGUGCAGCCUAGAAUGCUUGCUCCUAGCUAUGACCACAGAAUGUGAGCUCAGACCUACAAGGAUGCAGAGGUUUCACAGGUUCUUGCUCUAAAUAUGAGCCUCAAAUCAAUGGGGUUUACAGUUAACAGUAUUUAUAUACUUCUCUCAUAUUUGGGAGCUACUCUCUUCUCUGACCCAGUUUUUUAGUCCUAUUUCCAACUCUGAUACUAUCUCACCAGACAAUGCCUUUGGUCCACCUGCAAGUUAACUAUCAGGCUCAGGCAAGAAUUAGUAAAGACAUGGGCCCUUUGGAAUAUACCUAAAAUAGACCUACGAGCUUUUUAAGACCUCAAAUCUUCAUCUGUAAUAUUCUUGCCUUUAGGUUCCUGAUUAUUUAACAAUUCUUUAUAUCU